AUGUCCAACAGCGUCAUCGUCGUGGGCGGCGGCCUUUCUGGCCUCAGUGCUGCACACACAAUCUACCUUGCCGGUGGCAACGUCACGGUCCUCGACAAGCAAGGUUUCUUUGGCGGUAACUCGACCAAGGCCACCUCCGGCAUCAACGGUGCCCUCACCCGAACCCAAGUCGACCACAAGAUUGCCGACAGCGUCAAGCAAUUCUACGAUGAUACCCUCAAGUCCGCUCGCGACAAGGCUCGCCCCGACCUGAUCAAGGUCCUCACAUACAAGUCCGCUGCCGCCGUCGAGUGGCUCCAGGACGUCUUCAACCUCGAUCUCACGCUCGUCUCGCGUCUUGGUGGUCACUCGCAGCCUCGUACGCACCGUGGCCACGAUGCCAAGUUCCCCGGUAUGGCCAUCACAUAUGCGCUCAUGCAGCGCCUGGAGGACCUUGCCGAGAACGAGCCCGAGCGCGUCACCAUCAUUAAGAAGGCCCGAGUUGCCAGCCUGAACAAGGAGGGCAACAAGGUCACCGGCGUUACAUAUGAGCACAACGGCGAGUCCGCGUCGCUGGAGGGCCCCGUCAUCCUGGCCACCGGUGGGUACGCCGCUGACUUUGGCGAUUCCUCGCUCCUCAAGCAGCACCGCCCCGACACCUUCGGCCUCGCCACCACAAACGGCACCCACGCCACUGGGGAUGGCCAAAAGAUGGUCAUGGCCAUUGGCGGCAACGGUAUUGACAUGGACAAGGUCCAGGUUCACCCCACUGGUCUGGUCGACCCCAAGGACCCCGGCUCCAAGUGGAAGUUCCUGGCGGCUGAGGCCCUCCGUGGCGAGGGCGGUCUGCUCCUCAACGCUGACGGUGACCGUUUCUGCGACGAGCUCGGCCACCGCGACUACGUCUCGGGCAUGAUGUGGGACGAGAAGAAGAAGGACAAGUUCCCCAUCCGCCUCAUCCUCAACUCUAAGGCCUCCAACGUCCUCGACUUUCACACCCGCCAUUACUCUGGCCGCGGCCUGAUGAAGAAGAUGACCGGCGAGGAGCUCGCCAAGGAGAUUGGCUGCAAGCCCGAUCACCUUCAAAAGACCUUCACCACCUAUAACGCCAUUGCCGACGGCAAGCAGAAGGAUCCCUGGGGCAAGAAGUUCUUCCACAACCUGCCCUUUGACAUCAACGAUGACUACCACGUCGCCGUGAUGGAGCCUGUGCUCCACUUCACCAUGGGCGGCAUCGAGAUCAACGACAAGGCCGAGGUUCUCAACUCGGAACAGCAGCCCUUCGAGGGUCUAUACGCCUGCGGUGAGCUGGCCGGUGGUGUCCACGGCGCCAACCGUCUUGGUGGCUCCUCGCUGCUCGGCUGCGUCGUGUACGGCCGUGUUGCUGGUGACACUGCCAGCAACUACCUCUUCCGCAAGGCUCUACAGGGCCAGACUGGCGCUGCCCAGCGUCUUGGCCAGAUCUCCCUCCACCUCGACCCUUCGGCGCCUGGUAAGCUGACCGUCGAGUGGGCCAACGGCGGUGCCUCCGGUUCCGGCUCUGAGUCUCUCGCCCAGAAGGCCGCCACUUCCGCUGCAGGCCCCACGCCGGCCAGUGCCGAUGGCGGUGCUGCUGCCAAGCCCAAAAAGCCCAGCGAGUUCAAGAUCCCCGAGAAGGAGUUUACUCUCGAGGAGGUGGCCAAGCACAACACCAAGGAAGAUCUUUGGGUCGUCGUCAAGGGCGUCGUCAUGGAUCUCACUAACUGGCUGGACGAGCACCCCGGUGGUCCCCAGGCCAUCAUGAACUUCAUGGGACGCGACGCGACAGAGGAGUUUGAGAUGCUCCAUGAUGACGAGGUGAUCCCCAAGUACGCGCCGCAACAAGUCAUUGGGCGGGUCAAGGGUGUCGAGCCAACAGAGUGUCCCCGGACGGCAGACAUUGUCUUCGAUAUGCCUUCCUUCGUACACAAGCGGCCGCUCCAUUCGAAGGCUUUCUCACUCCGCCAGCCAGCCAGCCAGCCGGGUGGCUCGAAUGGCCUCAUUACUAGGGUGCACCAAGAUGUGCUAGACAUCAUCGACUCACUCCGCUGUAUUGGCCUGGAGCAAUACGUCGACCUGCCUCAAAUCAUUGUCUGCGGUGAUCAAUCCUCCGGCAAAUGUUCUGUGCUUGAGGCCAUCUCGGGCCUGUCAUUCCCAUCCAAACAAGGCGUCACAAUCGUUCUGCCGCUGAAAGAAAGGCGCUCAAGUCCCUUCAGCAAACGGGCUAGCAAGAGCCCCGAGGAUUUCGAUUUGGGUACAGUCAUCCGUGACGCGGAAAAGGCCGUGGGCCUGGGUGAUACGAACAAGGGUUUCAGCAACGACACUCUCAAGGUGGAGAUCUCUGCGCCAAACUUGAGUCGUCUCACCCUUGUCGACCUGCCUGGCUUGUUCGUGGCGGGCGACAAGCGCCAGAGUGUGGAGGAUGCUCAAAUCGUCCGUGAGCUUGUCAUGUCGUACAUGGAGAAGCCUCGGAGCAUCAUCCUCGCGGUAGUGUCUGCCAAUGUGCGAUUUACUUUGCAGUCUAUCACGGAGCGUGCGCGUAAGGUAGAUCCCGAAGGGGCGCGUACCUUGGGCCUCAUCACGAAACCGGACAAGCUCGAUCACGCAUUCGAAGAUGAGCAGACGUACAUCACGCUGGCCGAGAAUAAGGAUGUCAACUUGCGUCUCGGCUGGCACGUUGUCAAAAGCAGGGACUGGAAGGACAGGAACAUGACAGCGGAGCAACGAGACGGCUCAGAGAGACAGUUCUUCGAGGAGAGGAACUGGAACCGCUUGGAUCCUGAACAACUUGGCGUCGCCAACUUGGUCGUGAGGCUGAGCAAGGUCCUCCGCCAGCAUAUCGUGUCCCAGCUCCCUCAGCUCCUCGACGAGAUCGGCAAACGCAUGGAUGCGGUCAAAGGCCAGCUCGCAGGCUUAGGAGAUGCACGAGCCACUGUUAACGACCAGCGCCGAUACUCAUGCCAUGUCAGUGAGGCUUUCACCCAUCUUGUCAAAGCGGCUGUUGAUGGCGACUACACCAAUCGAGCCUUCUUCCCUAAUGAAGGGAAAGAUGAGAACCGCCUCCGCGCACGCGUCGCCAGCCAUCUUACAGCAAUCGCGGAGAGUAUGCAGCAGCGUGGCCGCUCUCACGAAAUCUUUGAUGAAGAUGACCCAAUGGCUAGUUCGCAGAUGCAGAAACAUAAGGACGGCGUGUCGCCUACUUUUGAUGCCCCGGAAGCUAUCUCACGCGGGGAUUACAUCCUCCAUGUCCAGACGGUCUUGAGCCAUCCUAUCACGCACAACCAGCACAUGGCAAGGAACAUUCAGAGGGCUCAAAACAACCGCAAGAGAAAGAGAACCGAGCAUAUCCUCGACGCCCAUUUCCCGAACCACUCGAACUGGUCUAGCGGGUCGCUCACCAAAAAGACUCUCUUGUCCGCACUAAGCGCGGUCGACGACGACGCCGAUAUGGCCAAGCAUGCGGCUGUCAGUGCCAUUGGCACCAUGGAGGCAUACUACAAAGUCGCCCUCGAAAAGUUUAUCGACGACGACAGCGUCCCCGCCAUUGAAAAUUGCGUCAUGAAGCAACCCCCAACCAUCCUGUCGCCGAACGCCAUCUUUGACUUAUCGGAGACUGCGGUCACAAAGUUGGCUGGGAGAGUGAAGAGUCCACUGCGAGGCGCGGCAACCUCCAGAACAAGCGCAACGCCCUUUAGCAAGGUCUACACAAGCUGCUGA
This is a messenger RNA of Emericellopsis cladophorae, 3714 nucleotides long. Its product is annotated as putative fumarate reductase-like protein. Gene Ontology annotation, molecular function: GTP binding; FMN binding; GTPase activity. The transcript has 7 exons. Bases 1 to 3714 code for a protein of 1237 amino acids. Lineage: Eukaryota; Fungi; Ascomycota; Sordariomycetes; Hypocreales; Bionectriaceae. The record is from RefSeq and is a predicted model, not a curated record.